UUUUCUGUAGGAAUUUCAACCUGUUGUCGUUUGGCGAGGAGGCUGAGGAAGAUGAGGAGAUGGUCAAUCAAGUCAGCCAGACCUUGAAAGGAAAAAGCAAAAGCAGUCAUGACCUGCUGAAGGAUGAUCCCAAGUUGAGCUCUGUUCCUGUCAUCGACAGUAACCAAAGUGGCGGAGAUGAUUCUGAGGAUGCAGGUGAUGAUUCAGAGGACGACAGCGAGCGUGAAGCAGAGAGAGAGAGGAUCCGAGAGAACAUCUCACAGAAACUAAAGAAAGACAAGACGGAGGAGAAGGCGUCCAAUCCAGACACGCUGAAGAAGACUUCACGCAGUGAUGAAUUGAGAAAAGAAGCUCGCCAGCUGAAGAAAGAAUUACUUGCAAUCAAACAGCGAAAAGAAGAUGGUGUGAAGAAAGAAGAGGAUGUCAGUGAGGGUGAGUGUCUCAGCCACAAAAUCACAGCUGUUUGUCUUUUCAUUGACAGAAUUUGAAGAAAGCUCUGUAUU
This is a messenger RNA of Carassius auratus (goldfish), 503 nucleotides long. RefSeq names its product spliceosome-associated protein CWC27 homolog. Lineage: Eukaryota; Metazoa; Chordata; Actinopteri; Cypriniformes; Cyprinidae. The record is from RefSeq and is a predicted model, not a curated record. Bases 60 to 488 code for a protein of 142 amino acids. The transcript has 5 exons.